AUGCUGAACUUCUCUUUCCGUGAGGCUGAAAGAACGACUCCAGUUGAAUUAGUAAGUGCUUUCUACUUUUUUCCUCAACUGCUUCCUUCAGAAAAAAAAGCAUCGUCAGGAAGUCCCCGUUACGGCUGAAGGGUGUUUUUCCUCUGACUUUGGUAAUUUUUUUGGAUUUCAUGUAAAGUACUUCAUCGAUAUAUUUUCGAUCUCACCCGACGGCGUCAUGAUGUUCAUUGCAAAUGGAUAACGAUGCUUUGACCAAAAAUACGGAGAACGGGUACGACGCAAAAUGUCUGCGAAAUUUUUCAAGUUUUUUUAUAUUUGUAAACUUUACACGUUCAUCAACUUUAUGAGCCUCAAAAAAAUAUCUUGAUGCACCCAAAUUAUUUUAUUUUUUUGUGUCCGUCGUAAAAAAAUUCAGCUUUAAAAAAAAUACAGCUUAUAUAUUUUUAGCCUCAAAAAAAUAUUACUCGGAUUUGUCAUGCUCGCGAAAUUCGGCUGACGAGUAGUGUUUUUCGAAGCAGUUUUUUUCGGACUUGAAAAAUACGUUCCGUAGUUUGCUUUUGAAAAAGGGGCUGAUAAAUUUGAAGAACCGUGUUGUAUCCCUGCACAACAAAAAAAUGUAAUGCUUUGAUCAUAAUUGUGAACAAUCAGAAUCUCUUCGCACUAUUUUUUUCUUCAUUUUGUGGCCAUUUGAAGUAAAGUGAUAAAUGGCUCAAAGUUUUUCUUCACGAGUAAAAAAAUUUCCUCUUUUUCAAAAAAACUUUGUAUGAGAGUCUUCUGUUUAAUUCUCUAUAAACUAAUUUUUAAAACUUAAAAAAAUUGACUGCUCGUCGAUAUCACUUCUUAAAUGCGUUGGAGCUUUAAAAUUUCUCUCUUCUUUUUGGUAUUUUGAAGCAACAGAUAACUCUUUGCAUAUUAUCGAAAAUUAAAAAAUUUUAAAUUUUAAAAUUUUUUGGGUUUACGAGCAGCCAGCUUCAAGUUUCCUUUAUUUCUUCGGAUUUUUUUGGCUUACAUUUUUCUAAGAUGUAUUGUUUGGUAAAGUUUUUGAUGUUCUGUUAUUAUGAUCUUUUUCGAAUCGAAAGAUAUUGUUUUUAAAUUAAGUUGUAAACUUUGCAAGCGUUUCCUUCUUACAUCUCAUUUUUUUCAAGUUCUCUUCAUGUUUGAUUUUUAUAUGUUGAUUUUAUUUCCAUUAAAUUUUUGUAUUUGUGAAAUAAUAAAAGUUGAUAAAAUAUUUUUUUAGUAUAUAAAAAAAUAACAAUAUUGGAGGAAGGGAAAUGAUUGAAAAAAAGGGGGAAUCUGCGCGCUAUAGAUAACCCUGGCGAAUUUCUGGCGCGUUUUUCGCCAGCUCGCCGCGAUAUGGCGCGCCAGCUCGCGAAAGACGGGGCGCGCGCUGGCGAAAGAUUGGCGGAAAGCUGGCGACUGGGGUCAGAGUUAUCCUCAAUGGAUCUCAAAAAUUGUCUUUUUUCCUAAGCUGGCAUCAUUUUUUGAGUGUUUUCUAAGUUUUUAAACGGUUUACCUAUCCUCUUAAUCUACGAAAAAAAUAAUCGGAACAACGCGAAAAUUUCAAAAAUAUAAAAAAAGGAAUAAAAAAAGAGAUGAAAUUCGAAUUUCGAAUAUUCGAAAAAAAAAAAUUAGAAAAAGUCAUUCGACGUAAAACUGCACUCGUUCUGCAGGCACAUGACGCGCAAGAAUAACAUUUUGAGUAACUUUUAAAAAAAUGUUUUUUUUUCUUUUUGAUGGAAUUGAUGGAACACGUUUUUAAAAACGUUUUUCGAUUCAUUCCUGGGAAUUUCUCGCUCUCAAGAUACAUUUUCCUGCUUUGCUCCUUUUUUUGAUUUCAAGCUGGUGAAUAGACGAUAGAACCUUUUUUCUUGAAUAGAAGUAAAAGGGUAUUCUAUAGGAUCUUUUUUCAAAUGAAAACUUUUUUUCAAUUUGAAGUAUCGGAGUGCAAACCCGCAACUCAAAAACACAGAUGAAAUUACUCACCCCUCCGAAAAAAACCGGUACUCUAUCCGAUCCUUCUUUCCUUUCCAAUAAAUCCAAAUCGAUUUGCCCUAUGAUCCAAUAAAUAUUUCAAUUUUUUUGCUUCGAAUUGAAAUUUCUUUGUUCGGAAUUUGACAAUAUGUUCAUUUUGAUAUUUUUUUGGGUCAAAUUUAUUUGUUUUUUUGCUUUAUUUGCUGUAUUUUUUUCAUUUUGAAGCCGAAUUUUUUUCAUAUUCGUUUUAAAAAUUCUCUUUAUACUUUUAUUUUUUUAAACGUCGUUCUGAUCGAAUAAACGUUGGAGAAUGGCUAUUUUUUUCGAACUUUCGCAUAUUCUUGUAAAAAAAAGGUUGAUUUAUUUGGAAAUUUUAUUUUUCCAGUCUUCUCAUAAUGGCCAAUAUUGUGUUGGUAACACAGCCUCAGCCCGAUUUUUUUGAAAUUCACAUUUUUUUCUCCUGCUUUUUUUCUUAUUUUUUUAGUCAAUGUUCUUUAGAAUAUUUUUGAAGUCCCUUAUGAAUUUCGUCAUUUUUAUCAAUUCGAUCUUGAUUUUUUUAUUUUGUCUUCCAAUCUUCAUGUAAUUUUGUUCCAUUUAGAAAUAGAAGAAUGUAUUUUGUUUUCCCCACGCGUUUUCAUGCAGAAAAACGAGGUUUUACCUGAAAAAUCCAUUUUUCAGCCUCCUCCCAAUGGCCAACAUCGUGUUGGUGACCGAGCCGCAGCCGGAUUCCAAAUGGUUCGGUGUAUAUCCGCCGAAAAUCGGACUCUACGCCUACCUGGGCCUGAGCGCCUUGACGGCUGUGUUCGGCCUGAGCCAGGGCCAAAUUUCGGCCGGAGCCCUGGUCGGAGGUCUCAUUUUUAUCGAGGCCUUUGCCAUUUAUCGUGACCACAAACAGCUUCUCCUACUUAUUCUCGUGCUUCUCACGAUUUCCGUCGUCUUGCUAUUUUUCCUCGAUGGGUUUCUGUUAUUCCUGUUGAUCUUACUCAGCAGCGAAAUGUCGAAGUAAGUCAAAAUGUGAAAAAAAAUGCGAUUGAGACGAUUUUGAGCGAUUUCUUAUGGUAAAAUAAUGAAAAAAUCACUUUUUUAGUGCCGAAAUUAUAUUGAUUUCGAGAUUGCUACUGAGAAAACAGUCGAAAAAUUUUUUUAAUCUGAAACCUCAAAAAGUUAAAAAAAUUACUUAAAGUUCCGAAUAAUUCAAAAAUUUUUUUAACUUGAUAGUUUUCUUCGGGGAAAAAGUUUAUAAGUGUAAUAACGUUUUUUUGAAGAAAAAUGUGAUAAUGUUAAGGUUUUUUUAGCCGUUUUUCAAAAUUUUCUGGGAAAAUAACUGAAAUUUUUUUCAACUUGUUCUUUAUUUCAUUUUAAUUUUUGCGCUGUUGAAAAAAAAUUUUUAAAAUUUGUAAAAUUCCUCGAAAAAAAGAGCACUUCAAAAGUUUGAAAUAAAUGAAAAUCUUUUGUUCUAAUUCAAAAAUCGUUUUACGGUUUCAUCAAAGUUAUGAAGUUUGACAUAAAUGAAUUUAAAACUAUUCGUUUGGAGUCCCAUUUAAAAAAAAACAUCGAAAAAUGAUAAAUAAAUGACUUUUUUCAGUUUUCGAGAUUAUUUAAUUUCAUAUGAAAAUAAACUCCAGCCUUUAAAAAAGAACUGAAAAUGUAAUCUGAUGUAUUUUGAAACUUGAAAAAGUUGAGAUUUGAACCAAAAACCAAAAAAAGUAUAUGCUAUUCAUGACUCAGCAGGAGCCUCAUGAAUAUCCCAGGAGAGUUGUUCUUGUUUCGCGUUUCUUUGAAGCUUUAAAAUAGUUCACCCGAAACGGAAAACUUUUUCAGUUAAAACUGAAAAAGCACGAUUUUCAAAUAAAAAUAGUUUUGCUUUUUCUAAUUUUCUGUUGAUUCAGAUCUUCAAGGAAUCCUUUAUUUUAGUGAAGCUAUCAAAAAAUUUUCUCGAUUAAAAAAGAUUCUAGUGCAUCUAGGUUGAAAAAAAAAUGAUAAGAAGUGGUCCCUAUAGGAGUUUAGAGUCUAGCCCCAAAGCACUUAAAGCUCAAGUGGUCCCUUUAGUGGUCUUUCAACUUUUUCUUCUGAAUAUAAAACGAGAUUUGGACCUCUAGGAUGCAUCUCUAGAAUGGCCAAUUUUACAAGCUUUAGUGACCCCUAUAGGGGUCGUCCCUUGAAUGGGACCUACAGGAGCCUCUCCAGUGACCACUCUAGCGUUCCUCCUACCUUUUCACACUUUUUGAGCUUUUUUUUUCUAAAUCAACCGAUUUUGAGAGAAACUUCCGGCGCAGAACUCGAGAAAUGGAACGAGGCGAUGCGGGACAUGCCCCUGAGAACCUAUGUAGUGGUGAUCGCGAUGGGACUCCUUCUCUCGAUCCACAUAUGGGUCCUGACGCGAAAAGUCUACGAGCACGCGAAACGAAAGCACAACCGGCAAAUCGCCUACGCAACGGUCGCCGAGGCUCCCAUUUUGACCGGAAAAGACGGAGUUUGA
Messenger RNA from Caenorhabditis auriculariae, 4450 nucleotides. NCBI's taxonomy places the organism in Eukaryota, Metazoa, Nematoda, Chromadorea, Rhabditida, Rhabditidae. The record is from the annotation of a GenBank genome assembly.